AUGCUGUCGCAACAAGAAGUGGACGACAAGGUCAAAUUGUUGAACGAGCCUUUGCAUGGGAUCUACAUUCCCGUGGGCUUGUUUGUCACCGGGUGUUUUAUCGUGGGUUGUCUUUCCGAUAUUACGUUCGCGUACUACGGGUUGGCAUUCCUCGCGGUGGUUUUGUCCGUCAGAGUGACCAUGGCUCUUCUCAAGAGAAGUCCGGCGAUGCAUGAUGUCAAAUGGCAGGACUUUGAAUUGGCUGAGACCACCAUCAUCUCCAAAAACUCCGCCAUUUACAGAUUCAAGUUGUCCCGUGAAGACCAGUACUUAGAUAUUCCCGUGGGUCACCAUUUAGCCUGCUGCAUGGUGUUGGAUGGCAAGGACGAAAUCAGAUACUAUACGCCGAUCUCGUCCCCAAUGGACCGGGGCUACUUCGACAUCUUGGUCAAGUCCUACACAGACGGGAAGGUUUCAAAAAAGUUUGCCCAUUUGAGAGAGGGUGAAACCGUCAAAUUCAGGGGCCCGGUCGGCAGAUUAGACUACGUUCCAAAUAUGGCCACCGAGAUUGGUAUGAUUGCCGGUGGUUCCGGGAUCACCCCAAUCUUGUCGGUAUUAUCCACCAUCGUAACCACCCCAGACGAUGUCACCAACGUCAACUUGCUCUACGCCAACGAGACCGAAAACGACAUCCUAUUGAGAGAGGAGCUCGACGAGUUUGCUGAAAAAUAUCCAGGCUUCAAGGUCAACUACACCUUGACGACGCCACCAGCCAACUGGGACGGCGAGACCGGCUACAUCACUAAGGAGAUGAUCAGAAAGUACAUGCCAAAGCCUAGUGCCGAAAACAAGUUGCUCAUCUGCGGGCCGCCGGCCAUGAAGACUGUCGCCAUCCAGUUGACCACCAGUCUCGGCUGGAAGAAAGCUGUCAUGCCGUCCAAGUCUGACGACCAGGUCUUUAUCUUUUAA
Molecule: messenger RNA, 948 nt
Organism: Babjeviella inositovora NRRL Y-12698
Lineage: Eukaryota; Fungi; Ascomycota; Pichiomycetes; Serinales
Product: cytochrome-b5 reductase
Exons: 1
Coding region: 1-948 (315 amino acids)
Cellular component (GO): plasma membrane; endoplasmic reticulum
Molecular function (GO): oxidoreductase activity
Source: RefSeq, a predicted model, not a curated record